Molecule: messenger RNA, 1634 nt
Organism: Cynara cardunculus var. scolymus (artichoke)
Lineage: Eukaryota; Viridiplantae; Streptophyta; Magnoliopsida; Asterales; Asteraceae
Product: UNC93-like protein 1
Exons: 2
Coding region: 36-1457 (473 amino acids)
Source: RefSeq, a predicted model, not a curated record
AAUUUCUUUCCAUCAUUUCUCCCAAUUAAUCGACCAUGGUGGAAAAAGGAAACCAACAAACUGGCUCACCGGUCUCCGAUGAGACUAAAAACUCCCUUUUCCGCUAUAAUUCCCCUUUAAUUCAAGUGGGCUUGAUCGGAUUAGUCUGUUUCUGCUGCCCUGGCAUGUUCAAUGCCUUAUCCGGCAUGGGCGGCGGUGGUCAGGUUGAUCACACCGCCGUAAACAACGCUAACACAGCCCUCUACACCACCUUCGCCAUCUUCGGCAUCCUCGGCGGCGGUAUCUACAACAUCCUUGGCCCCCGCCUCACCCUCUUCGCCGGCUGCUCCACUUACAUCCUCUACGCCGGAUCCUUCCUCUACUACAACCACUACAAAGACCAAACCUUCGCUAUCGUCGCCGGAGCCAUACUCGGAAUCGGCGCCGGUCUUCUCUGGGCCGGCCAGGGGGCUAUUAUGACCUCAUACCCUCCAACCGCCCGUAAAGGAACCUACAUCUCUAUGUUCUGGAGCAUAUUUAACAUGGGCGGUGUCAUCGGCGGUCUGAUACCAUUCAUAAUGAAUUACGACCGUAAAGGUGCGGUUUCCGUCAACGACGGCACGUAUGUCGGGUUCAUGAUUUUUAUGACGAUCGGAACCGUACUGGCUCUAUCGAUUUUACACCCCAGUAAAGUGAUUCGAAACGAUGGAUCUCGUUGCACCAACAUGAAGUAUUCCAACGUGUUCACAGAAGCCGUCGAAAUCGGAAAACUCUUCCUGAACUGGAAAAUGCUGUUGAUUGUUCCGGCGGCAUGGGCGAGUAACUUCUUCUACACUUAUCAAUUCAAUAACGUGAACGGAGCCCUUUUUACUGUUAGAACCAGAGGAUUAAACAACGUGUUCUAUUGGGGAGCCCAGAUGAUUGGCUCGGUGAUGAUUGGUCACAUUAUGGAUUUCAGCUUCAAAAGCAGGAGGACAAGGGGACUAGCCGGAAUCGGAUUGGUGGCAGUUCUCGGCACCGGAAUCUGGAUCGGUGGGCUUUUUAACCAGAGGGGUUAUAACCACUUGGAUGUGAAGGAGAAGACGGUGAAGAUUCUUGAUUUCAAAAGCUCGGGAAGUGAUUUUGCAGGGCCAUUUGUGCUUUAUUUCAGUUACGGUCUAUUAGAUGCAAUGUUCCAGAGCAUGGUUUAUUGGGUUAUUGGUAGUUUGGCUAACGAUUCCGCCAUUCUUAGCAGAUAUGUUGGGUUCUACAAGGGGAUACAGAGUGCAGGAGCAGCAGUUUCUUGGCAAAUCGAUAAGCAUAAUGUGUCGUAUAUGAAGCAAUUGAUAGUGAAUUGGGUGCUUACAACUGCAAGUUAUCCAUUGUUGAUUCUUCUGGUCAUAAAAGCUAUAAAAGAUGAAGAUGAAGUUAAAGAAGUUGAAGAUGAAGCGGUAGAAGAAGAGUCAAAGUCACAGGACAAUAUUUUAACGGUGGAUUAAAGAAACCAAGUUAAGAAGAAAGAAGAUUGUUUCUCUUGUUUUUUCUUAACAUUUAUGUGUGUAAAAUUUGAUUAUUUUGUAGUGUAUAGCAAAAUUGUCAUCAUUCUCAUCUAAGUUUUCACUUUAAUUCACCGUAAUUUCUCAUUCUCAUUGUGUCAUGUCAUCAAUUUAACGUCU